GGGACCGGCAGGUGUGGGCGCGGGGCCAGGCAGCCCGACGGCGGGAGUCGCAGCCGCUCGGUGCAUGGGCCAGUGAGGACGCGCGGAGAUCCCCUCGCCGCGGUGGAGGCGGAGCAGCGCGCGAGCAAGGCGCUGCCUGGCGACCCUGCGUCCGAGCGAGCGGAACCUUGCGCUUCGCCCGGGGACGGUCCGAAGUCCGCGCUAUGGAAGAGGAGAAAUAUUUGCCUGAGCUGAUGGCAGAGAAAGAUAGCCUGGAUCCAUCUUUUGUGCAUGCAUCGCGCCUUUUGGCGGAAGAAAUUGAAAAAUUUCAAGGUUCUGAUGGAAAAAAGGAAGAUGAAGAAAAGAAAUAUCUUGAUGUCAUCAGCAACAAAAACAUAAAGCUCUCAGAAAGGGUAUUGAUUCCUGUCAAGCAAUAUCCAAAGUUCAAUUUUGUGGGGAAAUUGCUUGGACCAAGAGGAAAUUCCUUGAAGAGACUACAGGAAGAAACAGGUGCUAAAAUGUCUAUCCUGGGCAAAGGAUCAAUGAGAGAUAAAGCAAAGGAAGAAGAAUUAAGGAAGAGUGGGGAAGCCAAAUAUGCCCACUUGAGUGAUGAACUUCAUGUAUUAAUUGAAGUGUUUGCUCCACCUGGGGAAGCUUAUUCACGAAUGAGUCAUGCAUUGGAAGAGAUUAAGAAAUUCCUGGUUCCCGACUACAAUGAUGAAAUUCGCCAGGAACAACUACGUGAAUUAUCUUACUUAAAUGGCUCAGAGGACUCUGGUCGUGGCAGAGGUAUUAGAGGCAGAGGGAUCAGAAUAGCUCCCACAACCCCUUCAAGGGGCCGUGGGGGUGCCAUUCCCCCUCCUCCACCACCUGGACGAGGUGUACUCACCCCUCGAGGGACUACUGUGACUCGUGGAGCUCUUCCAGUACCCCCUGUAGCAAGAGGUGUCCCUACCCCACGAGCCCGGGGGGCACCGACAGUGCCGGGAUACAGGGCACCCCCUCCUCCAGCCCAUGAAGCUUAUGAAGAAUAUGGGUAUGAUGAUGGCUACGGGGGUGAAUAUGAUGACCAGACCUAUGAGACUUACGAUAACAGCUAUGCCACCCAAACGCAAAGUGUCCCUGAAUACUAUGACUACGGUCAUGGAGUAAGUGAGGAUGCCUAUGACAGCUACGCACCAGAAGAAUGGGCCACAACCCGCUCCAGCCUGAAGGCACCACCGCCAAGGUCAGCCAGAGGGGGAUACAGGGAGCACCCCUAUGGUAGAUAUUGAAGGUCCUUCUCACCUGUGACCUCACCUCAAAGACAAUUCAUAGCCUGUGGUCUCCACAUAAACAGCAACAAGACAAGUAUCCACAAGCAAAGAGCACAUAAGUGAAUAGCAGAUGUGGUGGGCUAAGAAGGAUAGAGACUACAUCUUUGAAUGCCUUAACUCAGGGCGGGUCUAUGACAGCAGAAACAACAGUGCCGAGCAAGAGAAGAGAACAUUCUUGGCCUACUGAGUUAAAAAUGCCAGAUAAGAAGAGAAUUUGGAUUUGAACCAAUGUGAUUCUGAAGUGACUAUGAAUACAACCACUGAUUAAAAAUAUAUGUGGAACAUAUUAAUAUGUUAAUUAUGCAGCUUUAAAAAGAAGAGGUUAAUCUGGGCUGGGAUUUUAAAAGCUUCCCAGAAGGGGUGAGAUUUGGAUGAAAAGUCAGAUAUGGACAGAAGAUUUUCUUCACCAUGACUUGCUUCACCACUUAACACCCAAGCCUAACACAGAGCCUGGCACAUAGUACAUACUCAGAAAUAUCUGUUGAAUAAAUAACACGGAAAUGAAUGAAGCUGUGAGAGCAGAGAAUUCUUUCCAACCUUCAUCACAUCAGCUCUUAGGUUGUACUGACCAAAAAGUGAAAUGAGGAGAGAAACGGAAGCAUAGAAAAGUAAAGGAGUCAAUGUUCUCCUCUCUACUCCAAAACUUCAUAGACUUACAAUGUCUCCUCCCAGAAAGAGGUUCCCAGACUUCUCAGUUUGUUUCUAUCUGGAGGGAAGAAAGAAGACAAGAAAGUCUUUUCUGUUCACUGUUGUUGGUGCUACCCACUAAUAAAAACUACAAACAUUUCAGCAAAAAGUUAACAAUUUCCAAAUAGUGUAGCAAAAAAAAAAAAAAAAAAUGAAUUGGACAUUCCUACAUUUACUGUUGCAACCUUCUGUUUCUUCUCUAUAAGCCCAAUCCUGGCGUCCUAAAGGCACCCACUAAAAAGAAAGAGCAGAACAGCAUUACAACAGUGAGCAGCAGAGUAUGAAACCUGACAAGGACAGCGAGCCACACCGCCGGAUUCCAAGUCCCGGCUCCACCCGUUCCCUAACGGUGAGA
Messenger RNA from Zalophus californianus (California sea lion), 2337 nucleotides. It is a transcript of the gene KHDRBS2, whose product is annotated as KH RNA binding domain containing, signal transduction associated 2. Gene Ontology annotation, biological process: regulation of alternative mRNA splicing, via spliceosome. Gene Ontology annotation, molecular function: mRNA binding; poly(A) binding. The transcript is spliced from 14 exons. The record is from RefSeq and is a predicted model, not a curated record. Gene Ontology annotation, cellular component: nucleus. NCBI's taxonomy places the organism in Eukaryota, Metazoa, Chordata, Mammalia, Carnivora, Otariidae. Bases 204 to 1253 code for a protein of 349 amino acids.